AUUCGACUCGAUACGUCAUUUCUUAACGGAUUGUUGUUUGCAUGCUUUGAUUGGGCUUCCUUUAACGGGUUUGAUCGGCAUUUCGUGCCUCUAGCCCUGCUGAAUUAGACCUUUUAUCAGCCGGUUGGAAUGUCACUCUAUUCUCCCUCUCAGAAAAAUGAGAAACAAUUACUGCUACCUGUUAAAAAUACAUCUCAAAAACAAUCAGAAAUCGACUAAUAAACAAGCCUUUAAUUUAUCCACAAUAGCCUUAGAUCUUCUUCCUUCAAAAGACCCAUAUCUUUUCCCUCCAGAUCCCCAACUCAAAAGGUGCCUAUUCGCUAACCUCCUUCGGAAACUGCCUUCCUACCCCACUCCCAUUGCACACUACAAAAGAAUCCAGGCGCAAAUUGUUGUGUCCGGUUUUCAGUCUGACACUUUUCUGAUAAACAUUCUCUUGAAUCUUUACUCUAGGUAUGAUAAGUUAGGUGACGCGAGUAAACUGUUCGAUGAAAUGCCUAAAAAAAACUUGGUUUCUUGGUCCACAAUGGUUUCUAUGUAUACCCGACAUGGGUAUAUUGAGAAGGCGUUGGCUUUGUUCUUGGAGUUUCGAAGAAAUUGUUGUAAGGGUCCAAAUGAGUAUAUUUUGGCUAGUGUUAUUCGAGCUUGUAUGCAGAUGGGGGAUGGAGGUAAACUGGGAGUUCAGAUUCAUGAUUUCGUUUUCAAAUGUGGUUUUGAUCAAGAUGUUUAUGUGGGGACUUGUUUGGUUGAUUUUUACAUGAAAAGUGGGUGCAUAGAUGAAGCAAGGUUGGUUUUUGAUGGUUUAAAAGGGAAAAAUGCGGUGACUUGGACGAUAAUGAUAACAGGGUACAUGAAAAGCGGGAAGGCUGAGGUGGCACUACAAUUGUUUAGACAAAGGAAAGCAACUGAUGUGAUGCCAGAUCGAUAUGUACUGUCUAGUGUUUUGAGUGCAUGUUCAGUGCUUAAUUUUAUUCAAGGAGGAAAGCAGGUUCACUGCCAUGUUUUAAGGAGGGGAGAUGAAAUGGACGUUUCUGUCAUUAAUGUGCUAAUAGAUUUUUAUUGUAAAUGUGGUAAGGUCAAAGCUGCACGCAGGCUUUUUGAUGAGAUGACGGCUAGAAAUGUUAUUUCUUGGACUACAAUGAUUGCUGGCUACAUGCAAAACUCAUUUAACAGGGAAGCUAUGAAUCUGUUUUCUGAGAUGACCAGAUUGGGUUGGAAAGCUGAUGCCUUUGCUUGCACUAGUGUUCUCACAUCAUGUGGUUCACUCAAUGGUCUGGAUCAGGGGAGACAAGUGCAUGCUUAUACUAUCAAAGACAAUCUUGAGUCUGAUGAUUUUGUGGCAAAUGCUUUGAUUGAUAUGUAUGCAAAAUGCAGUUCUCUGAUUGAUGCAAGAAGAGCUUUUGACAUUAUGGGUGAUCAGAAUGUAGUCUCAUAUAAUGCGAUGAUUGAAGGAUACUCAAGUCUAGAGAGGCUCUCUGAAGCAUUGGAGCUUUUCCACAACAUGAGGCGACAAUCACUCCAACCAAGCCUUUUAACUUUUGUUAGCCUUCUUGGGGUGUCAGCUGCACUAUGUACCAUAGAACUGAGCCGGCAGAUCCAUACACUUAUCAUCAGGUUUGGGGUAUCUCUGGACUUGUUUGUUAGAAGUUCUCUGAUAGAUGUUUAUUCAAAGUGUUCACAUGUUAAAGAAGCAAGACUUUUAUUUGAGGAGAUGAAGGAGAAAGAUAUUGUUGUUUGGAAUGCGCUGUUUUUUGGCUAUACACAACAGCUGGAAAAUGAGGAGACACUGAAACUCUUCUCAAAAUUACAACUAUCAAGACAAAAACCUAACGAAUUCACUUUUGCUGCCUUAAUGACUGCUUCGAGUAACCUAGCAAGUCUCCAACAUGGUCAACAGUUCCACACUCAGCUGAUAAAACAUGGUCUGGACUCUGAUCCCUUUGUUACAAAUGCUAUCAUUGAUAUGUAUGCCAAAUGUGGAAGCUUUGAAGAUGCUUGCAAAACAUUUAAUACCACUACUUGGAGGGAUAUCGUGUGUUGGAAUUCCAUGAUCUCAACAUAUGCUCAUCAUGGAGAAGCUGAAGGUGCCCUUCAGAUAUUUAAAAGAAUGCUGAAAGAAGGAAUGAAACCAAAUUAUGUGACAUUUGUUGGUCUUCUCUCAGCAUGUGUACAUGCAGGGUUUGUUGAGCUUGGACUUCAGCACUUUGAGUCAAUGCCUACAUUUGGAGUUGAACCUGGGAUAGAACAUUAUGCUUGUGUGGUCUCUCUCUUGGGCCAUGCUGGUAAAUUAUAUGAAGCAAAGGCCUUAAUUGAAUCAGUGCCAAUAAAACCAGCUGCAGUGUUAUGGAGGACCUUACUUAGUUCAUGUAGGAUUGUUGGUAAUGUCGAAUUAGGGAGAUAUGCAGCAGAAAGGGCAAUUUCAAUUGACCCAAUGGAUAGUGGUUCAUAUACUCUACUUUCAAAUAUUUUUGCAUCAAAGGGUAUGUGGGCAGAUGUUAAGAGGGUGAGGGAGAAAAUGGACUUAGAAGGUGUACUUAAAGAACCUGGCUGUAGUUGGAUUGAAGUUAAUAAUGAAAAUAAUGUCUUUAUUGCAAGGGAUAGAACUCAUCAUGAUUCUGGUUUAAUAUAUUUAGUUUUGGACAAUUUGAUUAUGCAUAUUAAGGGUGCUGGAUAUGUGCCUGAUAUUGCCAUUCCUGUAGAUGAUUGAGAUGAGAUGUGGCAAUUGUGUAAUUGACAAUGGAUUAUUCUAAGUUCUUUCUUAUGCAGCUCAUCCUAAAACUUUGAGCUUAAAGGGAUAUAUUGUGCAUAUUAAGGCUGCUGGGUAUGUGCUUCUAUAUUGCUUAACUCCUGAUACAGAAUUCAGAUCAUUUGGUGCAGACAACCUGAGUUUAGCAUCUUUUUGCCAUUGAGAGUUGAUGUUUGGAGAUAUAAGCUGGUGGAUUUUGUUAAUAUUUUACGUUUUGCUAUAAAGGCUGUUUUGCUUCCUUGCUUUGUAGCCAAAACCAUCAGGAUAUUGUUGGAGUAGUAUGAAUGCAAAGAUGCUGAAAUUAUUACUAGCUGAUGGAUUUAGUAUUUGAGAUAGAAUUUAAGGAGUUAGUAAUUGGUAAGUUGGAAGAUCUUGCUAAGAGCAUAUUAGGCAUUGACUUUCAUUUUUUUUCUUAUUCCUUCCAAGGUUUUACUAGCUAAUCAAGGUUCAAUUGCUAAGCCCGAGGUUGCUUUAAAGGAAUCCAUUUAGGUCAUUAUCAGGUCUAUUUCAACGUUAUAACCUUUUAUAAGAGGUUUUCCGUGGACCUGACCGUUGGGCCAAUGAAUUUGGUGCCGAAAGAUUGCAACAAGAGUCGGUUGAUGAUCAAUGGGUCAAUAUAUUCUCAAAGUUGCAUGUUGAUGACUGGGCAGAAGAAUUUGGUCG
This is a messenger RNA of Gossypium arboreum, 3409 nucleotides long. Its product is annotated as pentatricopeptide repeat-containing protein At4g39530. The record is from RefSeq and is a predicted model, not a curated record. The transcript has 2 exons. Bases 158 to 2707 code for a protein of 849 amino acids. Gene Ontology annotation, molecular function: RNA binding; protein binding. Lineage: Eukaryota; Viridiplantae; Streptophyta; Magnoliopsida; Malvales; Malvaceae. Gene Ontology annotation, biological process: RNA modification.